Messenger RNA from Jaculus jaculus (lesser Egyptian jerboa), 6062 nucleotides. RefSeq names its product A-kinase anchor protein 17B-like. The record is from RefSeq and is a predicted model, not a curated record. The transcript is spliced from 8 exons. Bases 201 to 3077 code for a protein of 958 amino acids. Gene Ontology annotation, molecular function: RNA binding. Lineage: Eukaryota; Metazoa; Chordata; Mammalia; Rodentia; Dipodidae.
AUCACACCCAAGCAUGAUAGAAUCAUGCCUUCAGACCAACGAUAUGGACCCUAUGGCUGUCAGUCAGCAUGAAAGAGAAAAUUUGAAUUUUUAAGGCGGAAUGCUUCCUGUGUGAAUAUACCAGUAUAAAGAAGCACAGAAGAUAUAUAUUUAUAUUUUUCGAGGACACCACAACACACUGGUCACCAUGAAGAGUUCACAUGAGUUCUGGCCUUUCCGAUCCUUCCUCCUUUGAUCACAUUUUCUGCACAAGGUGGUGUGAGGACACCAUGACAGUCACAGUGGUGUAUGAUAACUCUGAGGCAACAGAGCUCUGUGCUGCUCAGCACCUCUACCUCAAGCCUAUAGCAAAAUUAAUGAUCAACGUAUUGCUCCCAGAGAGUAUAGAACCUGUGCGGCCCUUCUCUAACUGGGAAGUUCUUGACCAACUGAAAAGCCUGAUUUGCCCUGACCAGUUCACCACCGUGCGGCUGUCCAAGAGUACAAAAGACUUUAUUCGAUUUGAGGGUGAGGCUGAAACCCGAAGUUUGGUUCAGAUCCUGAAGGCAAAAUUACAUGGGAAGAUCAUCAAGAUAAAUGGUUUGAAAACAGACUUAAAAGUAGUGGCUACAGAUGCCCAGGGAGAGUGGGAACAUUUCCCCAAAGAAAAAGCGGCCUUAGUGAGUGAUGGGGCUGAUGAACAGGAACAUGAUAAGAGCCCAGAUUCCAUCUAUUUUGAAGGCUUGCCCUGUAAGUGGUUUGCACCUAAAGGUUCCAGUGGGGAGAAGCCAUGUGAAGAGAUCCUUCGGGUAGUCUUUGAAAGUUUUGGGAAGAUCAAGAAUGUAGAUAUCCCUAUGCUUGACCCUUACAGAGAAGUGAUGACUGGUGGGAGCUUUGGGGGUUUUAGCUUUGGUUUGCAGACAUUUGAGGCUUUUAUACAGUACCAGGAGUCAACUGACUUUAUAAAAGCCAUGGAAUCCCUUCGAGGAAUGAAGCUGAUGCUUAAAGGAGACGAUGGCAAAGCUCUGGCAUGUAACAUUAAGGUUAUGUUUGAUACAACCAAACACUUCAGUGAAGGAGCUAUAAAGAGGAGGAAUCAGGAAAGGCUAAAAUUACAAGAGCUGGAGGAAGAAAGGAAAAAAGAAAAGAAGAGAGAAGAGGAAGUAGCUGAAAGAAAAAGAAAAGAGGAAGUGAGGAAAGCCCAGGAAAAGAGGAAGAAGGCCAGGGACAGGAGACGAGCCCUGAAGGAAAGGGACAGACACCGGUCAAGAAAGGAGAAGGUGAAAGCCAAAGCCGAGGCACCUCAAGAGCUGGACUCUUCGGAGGAGUGGGAGGAGAGGAAGUACUUGCUGGCUCAGAGGCGGGUUGAGGCCCUUCGGUUGUUACGGGUACUCCUGAGGAAAAUUUCAGUUUGGAUGAGAAGCGAGAGAACUGAGCCUUGUCAAACUCAGGCCAGCUUUGCCAUGAACUAUUUGGGGUCCACACAGUUUAAUUCACAGGAGGUUGAUGUUAUAGACCCAGAAGCUUAUCACAUUUCAGGGACCACAUUGAAAACUCUGGAGGAAGAAGAGUUAAACACUCUGCAUCUUCCAAAUCAAGAAGAAAUGGAAAGAUCUCAGGUUUCUAAGUCAGAUAGUAAACAGAAACAAAAAAUGAAGAAAAGAAGGGCUCAUUUACAGAAAUCUUCUCAUUACUCAACCAGAAAAGAGAGAACUGAAAAACUAUUUACUGAUGGAUACAAUCGCAACUUGGUCUAUAAUCAGAAUUCUGUGCAGAUUACAAUGACUCGUGGUCAGUCUCUUGAAAAAGAUGAUGACCACAGUUCUAAUAAAUCUUAUAGGCUACGUGGCAGGAAGAAGAAGAUAUAUGAAACUGAUGAAUUUAUCAACUAUCUGUUAAACUUUUAUCAGACACCCAAAUGUGCACUUGUCUUCCUAGAAGCAAGUGACAUGAUAAGCAACUCUCAGUGGCAGAGGAAUGUCUAUGCUAAGGGGAAUGGAUUUCAGAUCAACUUGAGAAAACAAACAUGCCACUCAACCACUCCGAGUGAAGUGGAAGACCUGGAGAGCAAAGAACAGGAUGAAGAAGAUUAUUGGCCAAAGGUAUAUACUCAGGUUUUUGAGUAUAAAUCACAAAAGAGAGGAAGGCGGAAUCAUACCAAAGAAUGUACUAAGAAGUUGAAAAGUGAUUGCAAGGCUAUAGCCAGUGAAGCUGGUGGUCAGAUGUCCCCAGCUGAUGGAGAGAAACAUCUCCUAAAAAUGACUCACAUUCACCAAGUCAAAAAGUCCACAAAGGAACAGUCCACAAGGAAUAGUCAGAUUUUCUUACCUUUGGAGUCAGUGGACUUCAACACACAGUUGAACAACUGCUUGGAGGAAAUUAGUAGUGAUUCUGAAUGUUUCAAUGAGACUCUGAGUGUAUACAAAGAUGAAGAAGAGAGAUUUAUGGCUGAAUAUCAUAGCUCCACCUCAAAAGGAACUCUUGACAAUGAGGGCAUCAUCACUUGCAAACAAAAAACUAAGUCAACUCAGGAGACCUUGCAUUCAGAGUGGAAACAUGAGAGUGAGGAAAGAUACUCUAACCCUAAACUUAAGAUACCAGACAAGAGAUCCAAGUAUGAGUUGACAUGUUCAAAGCUUGAAGAUGAAAGCAAGUCCAUUAAAAAUGAAAACAUAAGCAAAAGCAAAGAAAAAAUAACCCCCAGAUUCUUGUAUAAUGAAGACUACCACUAUGAAUCAAAUUCCAGUGAGGAAUUAGAAGACAUUACAAGAAAGAGAAGAGUUAAUGAUAGUACAGUGGUCCAGAAGGUAAAAGGUAAAUCCUUUCAUAUGCCAUUAAUGUCACCAAACAGUGCUAAUGCUUUCUAUUUGAGCUCUUUCCCCAAAAGAAGACAGAAGCUGUGGAAGUCAGAAUAUAACCAGAAUGACAGAAGGUUUACCGGUUCUAGAGAUUUCCUGCUUGAUUCUGACAACUAUAAUGUUAGACAUAACAGUCAGGAGCACAUUGAAUAUGGAGGUUAUUUAAGAAGCAACUACUCUUCUUUAUAUUUUGAAGGCUUUGGUGACCACAUGGAUCAGGAACACCCAGAUUUACAAUAAACUAUUCAUGAAAAGAAAAACUUAAAACCAAAUAUAGCUAUGUAGUUAGCACCUGUACAGAACUUGAACAAGGUCAAAUGUGUAAAAUCCUUCUCCUCUUAGUAAAGUUUAAAAUAUAAAUCAAAAUGACUGUAGGUGUGAUAGUAAGCUUUGGAAAUAUAAAACCUUGGAUUCUGAAGCUUGGCAAAACAAUGUGCUUAUAAAACUUUGUGAUCCAAGGGCAGACUUUAUUUUACUGUUUUAAUUUGUUGGCAGAGGAGGAAUAGAUUAGCACUGAGAGGAGUUGAGAUGGUCCUCUAUGAAUCUUUAGCUGUUAUGUCACUUGCCAUCCUUUAUCUUUGAGGAUGAUUGUAAUGAAUAAGGAUCUUGUGACAUGCUCUUUGAUUUAGACAGAAACAAUAUGUGCAGUAAGUCAUAAGCUUUCCUGACUUUAGUAAUAAGUAGAGAUAAAGAGAGCCAACAGCUAGAACAUUAAUGGACUUCUUCAUGACAUUAGAAUUUUAAGAAUACCACAGAAGAAAAUUAAUCCUAUUUGUGUCCUCAUAGUUCUCACAGAGUUAUCCUUUUUGAAAAUUAGUUAUGUACACAGUGUGUAUACAGCCAUGUUGGUACCAUUGUUAGCCUCCUCCCUGUCCUCCACCCUCUGCGGAGACACUCCUCAUUGGGGAAUGUGGGUUGUGCAUUAUGGGGUUAGCCAUCAGUUGUGGGUAAGAGGCAAUAUCUCUGUGCUUGUGCAUGUUGUCCCAAAACGUGGCUACAACAAUCUUCCCACAUGCUCUUCUGCAAAUUUCCCUGUACCAUGAUGGGUUUGUUUUAGGUCUACUUCAGUGAUGAAGUCUUAGGAGCCUCUGUGUCUCUGGAUAUCUGGUUUGGUAGAAGUUGAGUGUUCUCUGUGUCUAUCCCCUUGUCCUUUUAAAGACAAAGUUUUAGAAGAAUCUAAAAGGAGCUAGCUGAUUGUCCUUUGAGGAUUAAACUAACAGGGGACUGUUAGUAGAGUUUUUGUUGUUUGUUUUAUAAGCCCCAUGUCUUUCCAUCAACAGAAGCACCAGGAUUGAAGUGAGAUAACCAGGGGGAUUUGCAAAAGGAAAUUUUGAAAGAUCCCGGGGUACCAGUGAUGGUACUUGGGAAAAGAAGUUGUGACAGUAUCUCAUUUCAGGCUGUGUAAUUCUUUCACUCAGGGUUGGGUGACAUCAGUUUGUAAAACGUCACUGAAAAUCCCCAAACUGACUUUUAUUAAACAGUAACAAGUGCCUCCUCACAUCCUCAAUAAUACCAUGGAGUUAGGAAGAGUUAAAAGAAAAGGCCAUAGUUUUCUAGCUGUGGAAAAAAUUGUUAAGUAUGCGGAUUUUGUAAACUCUGUUAAAAACCAGUUUAUCUUUUUGCCUACUCAUUUUGGACUUGAAUAUGUUUUUAAAUUGAGACAUUUAUAGAUUGCUAAAGAUUUAAUUCUUAGCCUUGCGUAUGUUCUACAGAAAGCUUGGCCGCCUCAUUCUGCCUUGGAUGCAGGGCCUCGGGGACAGUUGAACACAUUUAUAUUCCCAACAAAGCUAUACCUGGCCAGCAGUUGCAUAUGUCAGCGAGAUUAGAGACUGCCUGCCACAGGAAAAAGUGAUUGGAAUCUAUAGAAUCAGUGCUGGACAGCAUUUUUCUAUGAAACAGUUCAUUUCCAUAUCAAUUUGAUACUAAGUAGGAAAACAUUAUCUGGUAGAGCCAGGCAGGAUGCUGGGCAGUGUGGUUGCUAGAAAUAUAUAACGUACACCCAUCAACAGCCUCUUGAGCAACCUAGUGUGGGGCUACAAAAAUCUCAUUUACCAGAAGUAACAAAGAGUAAGUUGCUUCAUUGAUCUGUUUAGUUACAUUUGGAAAGAAGUAUGCUAAAACAUGCAAAUAUGCAGAAAUUGAAUAUACCAUAGCAAAUCCAUGUGUAUUACUUAGAUGAGAACCAUGUUCAUUCCCACUUCAAGCCAGUGAUCUCACUAUUACAGCUAGGUUUGACUUGUCCAAUGUGAAAGUUUGCUCAUAGGGCCAGAGUGCCUUUUCUUCUCUGAGGACCAGAAAUGACUAUUCAUAUUCAAAGUACUGUUGUCCAAUGUAGCCUUUUAAAUUACUAACAGCCCAUAUUUUUUGUCAGACAAGAUUCUCCUCCAAUGAAAUCCUGCCUUCUUUCUUUUAGCAUAUUGUUUCUUCAAAACAAAGACCAUUAGUGAGUUUGUAAUAAAAUGCAGAUGUUUUGGGGGAAUAAAAUCUAAAUUUCUUCUCUCAUUUGAUAGUUUUUCAUAGCAGAGACUUUAGAUCUGGAACCAGUUUGCUCAGUAAAGGUAUAAAAAUUAAAUUUUAGAAUUCAGCAGCAUGUGCAAAUUUUUGUAUGAUAGAACUGGUGCUGUGUCAUUCCUAUAUAACAUUUUCUUUGUCUGUUUGCUAGACGCCAUCCUGGGGCCUAGAAGAAAGUACAUACUGGUUUUAUGUUAACUUUUGGAACAACCCUGGAUUCUUUGUAACUAUCUGUGCUAAUGCAUUCUAGAUUUGAGUCAUUCUCUUUCUGGUGUAGGCCUUAAAUGAGGAAGAGAUCAACUUAUUCUGUGCUUGUUGCUCAGUUGCUUAGUAAGGAAUGUAAUGGAACCGAAACUAUUAUAACUGCUUUUGUUCUUAAUGUUGUUAUUCUUUAUUUUGAUGUUAAGUUGCACAAAAGUAUUUUCUUGUUAUCAUCUUACUGUAUUAUUAAGGGCCUGAACUUUAAACUUUUCAAAUAGGUAUUUUCGUAUUUUUCCUUGUAUGUAUUGCUUAUAAUGCUGUAAGAAAGCUAAAAGUCUGUCGAUGUACUUUUGAUCACAUGUUUGAAUUUCUCAGGUAGAAAGCCAUAUAACCUAGUAAUUUUGAAAAUAGAACCAAAUAAAUGUGCUUAUUUGUUGCAAAACUGUUUAAAAUGUUAUUUUUAAGUAAAUGCUAAUAAUUCUACUGUGUGUGGGAGGGUUUCUACUUGUAGUA